GACAUGGAUAGAUGCAAACAUGUAGGGCGGUUGCGGCUGGCCCAGGACCACUCCAUCUUGAACCCUCAGAAGUGGUGCUGCAGGGAGUGCACCACCACGGAGUCGGUGUGGGCUUGUCUCAAGUGCUCGCACGUGGCUUGCGGCCGCUACAUUGAAGACCACGCCCUUAAACACUUCGAAGAGACUGGACACCCGCUAGCCAUGGAGGUCCGGGAUCUCUACGUGUUCUGUUACUUGUGCAAGGACUACGUGCUCAAUGAUAACCCAGAGGGGGACCUGAAGCUGCUAAGAAGCUCCCUCCUGGCGGUCAGGGGUCAGAAGCAGGACCUGCCGGGGAGGCGUGGCCGGACACUGCGGUCCAUGGCCUCAGGCGAGGACAUGUCCCCGCCGCCGCGCACUCCUCAGGGACAGCCGCAGAUGCUCACGGCUCUGUGGUACCGGCGCCAGCGCCUGCUGGCCAAGACGCUGCGGCUCUGGUUUGAGAAGAGUUCCCGGGGCCAGGCAAAACUGGAGCAGCAGCGGCGAAAGGAGGCACUGGAGCGCAAGAAGGAGGCUGCGCGGCAGCGGAGGCUCGAGGUCAAGAGGCGCCUGCUGGAGGAGCUGGCCAGUGCCCCUCCGCGCAAAAGCGCACGCCUGCUUCUGCACACGCCCCGCGCGGCUGCCCCACGCUCUGCCGCCCCACGCACGCCAACCGGGGGCCGCCUUCCGCUGCGCCGUGCACCAGCCAUGGCUCCAGGCGUCACCGGCCUGCGCAACCUGGGCAACACCUGCUACAUGAACUCCAUCCUACAGGUACUCAGCCAUCUCCAAAAGUUCCGAGAGUGUUUCCUGAAUCUAGACCCUUCCAAAACGGAACAACUCUUUUCCAGAGCCACCAAUGGGAAGGCAUCGCUCUCAGGCAGGCUGGCCAGCAACUCAGCCACUGAGCUGUCGCCAAGGAGCGACAGGGGGACUGAGGCUUGCAAGCAGGAUGGCCUGUGCUGGAAUGGUGGGGCCUCCAUUACUAGGAGUCUAGAACUCAUCCAGAACAAGGAGCCCAGCUCAAAGCACAUCUCCCUCUGCCAUGAACUGCACACCCUCUUCCGAGUCAUGUGGUCCGGGAAGUGGGCCCUGGUCUCGCCCUUUGCCAUGCUUCACUCGGUGUGGAGUCUCAUCCCUGCCUUCCGCGGCUACGACCAGCAAGACGCUCAGGAGUUUCUCUGCGAGUUGUUGCACAAAGUGCAGCAGGAACUUGAGUCUGAGGGCACAACGCGGCGGAUCCUCAUCCCCUUCUCCCAGAGGAAGCUCACCAAACAGGUCUUAAAGGUGGUGAACACCAUAUUUCAUGGGCAGCUACUCAGUCAGGUCACAUGUAUAUCAUGCAGUUACAAAUCCAACACCAUUGAGCCCUUUUGGGAUCUGUCCCUGGAAUUCCCUGAACGCUAUCACUGCAUAGAAAAGGGAUUUGUCCCUUUGAAUCAGACAGAGUGCCUGCUCACUGAGAUGCUAGCCAAGUUCACAGAGACAGAGGCCCUGGAAGGGAGAGUCUACGCUUGUGACCAGUGUAACAGCAAACGACGAAAAUCCAAUCCAAAACCCCUUAUUCUGAGUGAAGCUAGAAAGCAGUUAAUGAUCUACAGACUACCUCAGGUUCUCCGGCUGCACCUUAAAAGAUUCAGGUGGUCUGGCCGUAAUCAUCGAGAGAAGAUUGGGGUCCAUGUCGUCUUUGACCAGGUAUUAACCAUGGAACCUUACUGCUGCAGGGACAUGCUCUCCUCUCUUGACAAAGAGACCUUUGCCUAUGAUCUCUCCGCAGUGGUCAUGCAUCACGGGAAAGGGUUUGGCUCAGGACACUACACAGCCUAUUGCUACAACACAGAGGGAGGUUUUUGGGUCCACUGCAAUGACUCAAAGCUGAAUGUAUGCAGUGUCGAGGAAGUGUGCAAAACCCAAGCCUACAUCCUUUUUUACACUCAAAGAACAGUUCAGGGCAAUGCAAGAAUCUCUGAAACCCAACUUCAAGCUCAGGUGCAGCCCAGCAACAACAAUGAGGGCAGACCACGGGCCUUCCCCUGAAUGGGAGGCACAUGUCAAAGAACUGGCUUACUUUUAAACUUUUGAUGUUUGUACAUCUUUCCUCUUAUAGGAAACAAGGUUUACUGCAGGAACAAGUUACAAGGUUUGCCUCACUGGGUCUAGAGCAGAGGUGCCAGGUGAUUCAUGUGCUAUCAUAAAAUCUGUAGUCACUUUCUCUUGAAUGGAUUUGAAAAGUCCCUCCUUUGAUAAAACAAGCCAAAAGGAGUAACUUGUACGAAGAUUCUUUCAUCAGUUACUUCUGAACAUUGAGGGAUCUGGGUAGAGCAAAGGGGGAGUAAAUUGAUCAUAUCCAGCCAGGAGAGCAGCCAUGUUUUCUUUCCAUUAUGCGAUUCCCUGCUAAUUAGGACCUCCUUGCAGCACCAGAAGAAUCCUCCCGGUGUGAGCAGCCCAGGACAGAGCUAGCAGCUUGCCGGAUGGGACUGGUUCCAAGGCAGCAGGUGACGUCUAAGGAAUUGUUCCAACAAAGGAAGUAACUUCAAGGGUUGAAAACUCGCAGACUUAACUUUUUG
Molecule: messenger RNA, 2585 nt
Organism: Molossus molossus (Pallas's mastiff bat)
Lineage: Eukaryota; Metazoa; Chordata; Mammalia; Chiroptera; Molossidae
Gene: USP49
Product: ubiquitin specific peptidase 49
Exons: 5
Coding region: 4-2055 (683 amino acids)
Biological process (GO): protein deubiquitination
Cellular component (GO): cytoplasm
Molecular function (GO): cysteine-type deubiquitinase activity; zinc ion binding
Source: RefSeq, a predicted model, not a curated record